UGGUCCGGAGACAGUGGGAAGGCGCGGGGCUGGGAGGCCGCGGCGGGAGGGAGGAGCAGCCCCAGCAGGCUCAGCGCUUAUGCCCCGCCUCUGGUGGCUGCCUAAAACCUGGCGCCGGGCUAAAACAAACGCGAGGCAGCCCCCGAGCCUCCACUCAAGCCAAUUAAGGCGGACUCGGUCCACUCGGUUACGUGUACAUCCAACAAGAUCGGCGUUAAGCCGCCGCCGAAUCAUGUCGAUGAGUCCAAAGCACACGACUCCGUUCUCAGUGUCUGACAUCUUGAGUCCCCUGGAGGAAAGCUACAAGAAAGUGGGCAUGGAGGGCGGCGGCCUCGGGGCUCCGCUGGCGGCUUACAGGCAAGGCCAGGCGGCACCACCGGCCGCGGCCAUGCAGCAGCACGCCGUGGGGCACCACGGCGCCGUCACCGCCGCCUACCACAUGACGGCGGCGGGGGUGCCCCAGCUCUCGCAUUCCGCCGUGGGGGGCUACUGCAACGGCAACCUGGGCAACAUGAGCGAGCUGCCGCCUUACCAGGACACCAUGCGGAACACCGCCUCGGGCCCCGGAUGGUACGGCGCCAACCCAGACCCGCGCUUCCCCGCCAUCUCCCGCUUCAUGGGCCCGGCGAGCGGCAUGAACAUGAGCGGCAUGGGCGGCCUGGGCUCGCUGGGGGACGUGAGCAAGAACAUGGCCCCGCUGCCAAGCGCACCGCGCCGGAAGCGCCGGGUGCUCUUCUCCCAGGCGCAGGUGUACGAACUGGAGCGACGCUUCAAACAACAGAAGUACCUGUCGGCGCCCGAGCGCGAGCACCUGGCCAGCAUGAUCCACCUGACCCCCACGCAGGUCAAGAUCUGGUUCCAGAACCACCGCUACAAGAUGAAGCGCCAAGCCAAGGACAAGGCGGCACAGCAGCAACUGCAGCAGGACAGCGGCGGCGGCGGCGGGGGCGCCGGGUGCCCACAGCAGCAGCAAGCGCAGCAACAGUCGCCGCGCCGCGUGGCGGUGCCGGUCCUGGUGAAAGACGGCAAACCGUGCCAGGCGGGCGCCCCCGCGACUGGAGCAGCCAGCCUGCAAGGCCACGCGCAACAGCAGGCGCAGCAGCAGGCGCAGGCCGCUCAGGCGGCGGCGGCGGCGAUUUCAGUGGGCAGCGGCGGCCCCGGCCUGGGUGCACACCCGGGCCACCAACCGGGCAGCGCGGGCCAGUCGCCGGACCUGGCACACCACGCCGCCAGCCCUGCGGCGCUGCAGGGCCAGGUCUCCAGCCUGUCCCACCUGAACUCCUCGGGCUCGGACUACGGCACCAUGUCCUGCUCCACCUUGCUAUAUGGUCGGACCUGGUGAGAGAACGCUGGGCCGUGCCUAGCCCAGCACGCUGCCUCAUCGCUUCCCCUUCUGCCCGCCACACACUCCAACCACCUGCCGCUCCAUGCGCUUCGACUUUUCUUAAGAACCUGUCCGGUUUAGACCGAGGGAAAAAACACAAAGGCC
Rhinolophus ferrumequinum (greater horseshoe bat) is the source of this 1489-nucleotide messenger RNA. RefSeq names its product NK2 homeobox 1 (gene NKX2-1). Gene Ontology annotation, cellular component: nucleus. Gene Ontology annotation, molecular function: RNA polymerase II cis-regulatory region sequence-specific DNA binding; DNA-binding transcription factor activity, RNA polymerase II-specific. Bases 80 to 1342 code for a protein of 420 amino acids. The transcript is spliced from 4 exons. Lineage: Eukaryota; Metazoa; Chordata; Mammalia; Chiroptera; Rhinolophidae. Gene Ontology annotation, biological process: cell differentiation; regulation of transcription by RNA polymerase II. The record is from RefSeq and is a predicted model, not a curated record.